Molecule: messenger RNA, 219 nt
Organism: Coniosporium apollinis CBS 100218
Lineage: Eukaryota; Fungi; Ascomycota; Dothideomycetes
Exons: 4
Coding region: 1-219 (72 amino acids)
Biological process (GO): vacuole fusion, non-autophagic
Molecular function (GO): endopeptidase inhibitor activity
Source: RefSeq, a predicted model, not a curated record
AUGCCCAACAAGGUUAUUAACGUCAGCGUCAAGGACGGCGGCGAUGCCGGGGAGCUGGAGAAGCUCAAGAAGCAGAUCCAAGACCAGGGCGGCAAGAUCACGCACGAGUUCAAGCUGAUCAAGGGCUUCACUGCCGAAGUCCCGGACGACGCUGUUUCGACCCUGCAAGAUAACCAGCACCUCAACGUGGAGCCGGAUCAGACGGUCACGACACAGUAG